AUGGCGACCCAUCGCCAUUCUGCCCCCAUCGGCGUCCUUCCCGUGCCUCACGGCCCCGAGACGGGCGAUGACUACCCCACGGAGCAUACCACCGAAUACGAACGCCAGAUUUUCGGCCAUGUCACGCGCCCCGACGACUCGUAUACCCCCGACGGCGUUUAUUGGGCCGACCUGCCCUGGUGGAAACGCGUCAACUUCGUUAGCAAGGUCGACCGCGAUGAGGCCCUCAAGGAGCUCAGGGCCACCGCAGCCAUGAUGAAGAAAGACCCUCUGUCGCCCGUCUCCUGGUAUUUCCGCAACGCCGUUCUCCCUGGUGCCGGUCUCGGUCUCGAGGGCUACGUCUUGUUCUCCAUCGGUAACUUGGAGCCGCUCUUCGCUGCCGUCUGGCCCGAAUGCUGGGGAAAGUCGCACACCGUCUGUACCCAGAACUGGGUUGCCUCCGUUACCUACCUCGAGAUUGUCGGUAUCAUGAUUGGCCAAGCUGCCAUUGGUGUUAUCGGUGACUGGAUUGGUCGUCGCUACGGUCUCAUUCAGGACGCCGCCAUCAUGUUCAUCGGUCUGCUGCUCUUGACCGGCAGCUGGGCCGCCUCCCUCCAGGGUUGGGUCAUUUUCUACGCCUGGUCCCUCUUCUUCUACGGCUUUGGCGUCGGGGGCGAAUAUCCCAUCACCGCCACCUCCUCCAUGGAGAACGCGGUGGCGGCCGGCCGCAUGUCUACGCGCGAUGACCGCCUGCACCGCGGCCGCAAGGUCACCAUGGCUUUCUUGAUGCAGGGCUGGGGCCAGUUCGUCAACCAGGUCGUCCUCAUCGUUCUGCUCGUCAUCUUCAACCGCGGCUACGGCGACGGCCCGUACUCCGUCGCCGCCGCCCAGUACACCUUCCGCAUCUCGUUCGCUCUGCCCGCCAUUGGCACCCUGUGGCUCGUCUACUACCGUAUCUGGAAGAUGCCGCGCGCGAACCAGCAGCUCGCCCUUGCCAAGAAGAAGCAGGGCGUCACAGGCUACGACAUCAACGCUCUCAAGUACUGCUGCCAGCACUUUGGCGGCCGUCUCCUCGCCACCGCCGGCACCUGGUUCUGCAACGACGUCUUCUUCUACGGCAACAAGCUUUUCCAGGGCCAGUUCAUCUCCAUCAUCUCCAGCAACCCCGACUCCCUCCUGACCAAGUGGACCUGGAGUCUGAUCAACGUCGUUGUCUCCCUUUGCGGCUACUACCUCGCCUCCAUGCUCAUCGACAACAAGCUCUACGGCCGCAAGAUGAUGCAGCAGGUUGGUUUUCUGAUGUGCUUCAUCAUGUUCGUCAUCCCGGCCUUCAACUUCGACUACUACGUCAGUCCCGCCGGCGUCCACGCUUUCCAGGCCAUGUACUUCCUCAGCUCCUUCUUUAACCAGUUCGGCCCCAACUCGGUCACCUUCCUCGUCGCCGGCGAGGUUUUCCCAACCCCCAUCCGCGCCACAGCCCAUGGAUUUUCCGCUUGUAUUGGAAAGGCCGGUGCCCUCCUCGCCUCCGUCCUGUACAAUUACAUCGACACCCAGACCAAGUUCUACGUCGUUCCGUGGUUCGGUCUUGCCGGAAUGCUCCUCACCUGGCUCUUCCUGCCCGACACCACUGGCCUGGACCUCAAGGAGCAAGAGCGCCGCUGGACCUACAUCCGCAAUGGCAAGGAGGCCGAGUACCACGGCGUCGCCGUACACCCCACCCAUCUCAGCGUCUGGGAGCGUCUCCGCGGCGUCGGAAAAUACUACGACGCCGAGAAGGACCACAAGGCGCAGAUCGAGGACAUGCGCAAGGAGUGGGAGGAGAGGCAGGCGAUGCAGGGCGAGAAGGAGCCCGAGGUAUGGGAGGACCCGGACAUGUUCUCUGAGGCGAUGCACGGCUACUUCAAGGACCAGUACAAGGGCAAGAGCUCCAACGGCGUCAUGACCGACGCCGCCGAAGCGUCUUCGUCGUCGUCUGCAAGGGAGAAGGAGGCGGGUGACCAGAUCCAGCCCAGCCCCGUCAUUGAAGCGAGGACGGAUGUGGAUGAGAAGCGGGCCUAA
Messenger RNA from Colletotrichum graminicola M1.001, 2037 nucleotides. RefSeq lists its product as uncharacterized. Gene Ontology annotation, cellular component: membrane. The transcript has 2 exons. The record is from RefSeq and is a predicted model, not a curated record. Bases 1 to 2037 code for a protein of 678 amino acids. Gene Ontology annotation, biological process: transmembrane transport. Gene Ontology annotation, molecular function: transmembrane transporter activity. NCBI's taxonomy places the organism in Eukaryota, Fungi, Ascomycota, Sordariomycetes, Glomerellales, Glomerellaceae.